This is a messenger RNA of Mycena citricolor, 399 nucleotides long. The record is from the annotation of a GenBank genome assembly. NCBI's taxonomy places the organism in Eukaryota, Fungi, Basidiomycota, Agaricomycetes, Agaricales, Mycenaceae.
AUGACUCAAUGGAUGCAUUUGAUGCCUACUGUCAUACAAAAGAACCCUCCCUCGAGUGCUUGUACAGCACACGAUUCCACCAUUUCGUACCGAUUCCCAUCGUCGUCUGGGAGUCCGUCCCCUCCCCCCAUCGUACCAUCGUCGCCCGAUCUGGCGCAUCAAAACCAACCCGGGCCCUCCAACCCCUACCUCGCCCUCCCACCGCCUGAAGACGAGAUCCCCGACCUCGACGAACUGCCCUCCGAACAACCACCCUCGCCUCCACCUCACACGCCUGCCCCUACCAUGUCAGGGCAUCACCGCAUCACCCUCGCCGCCAACCCCCCCUACUUCGAUGGCGACAAGUCCAAAUACCUGGGCUUUGUGGACGCGUGCACCACUUACAUCGGUGCCUAUUGA